CCCAGGGCUAUCAUGAUUGAGUUGGUAGCAGAGCUGACGGGCCCCGUGUUUCUGGCGGGGGAGGCACUGGAGUGUGUGGUGACUGUCACAAACCUAUCGCCCACGGCCACCUCUGCAUCCAGUGAAGCAUUGGCCUGGGCCAGUGCCCAAAUACACUGCCAGUUCCAUGCCAGUGAGAGCCGUGUGGCACUGCCCCCCCCAGACUCCAGCCAGCCAGAUGUCCAGCCUGAGAGCCAGACUGUGUUCUUGCCACACCGAGGUGAGCGGGGUCAAUGCAUCCUAUCUACUCCUCCAAAGAUUCUGUUCUGUGACUUGAGGCUAGACCCUGGAGAGUCCAAAUCCUAUUCCUACAGUGAAGCUCCUGUGGAAGGGCCAACCAUCUUUUCGGGUCAGUCUGUCAAGUAAGUCUACAAGUUGAAUGGCUGCCAGCGGGUCAACUGCCCCAUCACUUUGCUUAGGGUGCCACUGAGGGUGCUUGUGUUGACAGGCUUCCAAGAUGCCCUAUUCCCCCAGGAUGAGGCUGUGGCUCCAUCCAGCCCAUUCCUGGAAGAAGAAGAAGUAGGUAGAAAGGAUUCAAGACUAGCAGAAUUGGCAGGAGAGUUCCUCAUGGCUGCCACAUCCCGCCGCAGUUUGUAUCUAUACAAUAUCAGUGACGGUCGAGGGAAGGUUGGGACCUUUGGAAUCUUUAAGUCCGUGUACAGACUUGGAGAGGACGUGAUAGGGACCCUGAAUCUGGGGGAAGGGACUGUACCCUGUUUGCAGUUCUCAGUAAGUCUACAGACAGAAGAGACUGUCCAGCCUGAAUACCAGCGGCGCCGGGGGGCAAGUGGGGCUCCAUCUGUGUCUCAUGUGACUCAUGCCCGACACCAGGAAUCCUGUCUACACACCACCAGAACUAGCUUCUCUCUUCCCAUUCCACUAAGCUCUACCCCAGGUUUCUGUACAGCCAUUGUGUCCUUGAAGUGGCGGCUACACUUUGAAUUUGUGACAUCUCGGGAACCUGGCUUGGCACUGCUUCCUCCCAUAGAGCAGCCUGAGCCUGUGGUUUGGACAGGACCUGAACAAGUGCCUGUGGACACCUUCAGCUGGGACCUCCCCAUCAAGGUGCUGCCCACGAGCCCCACGCUGGUCUCCUACGCUGCUCCGGGCCGUGCCAGCACCGUCACCAUCUGAUCUGGGCCCCAGUUACCCUUUGUGACACUGCUGUGCCUGGACACAGCAUGAAGACAGACUCCCAGCAUGGCCCUCCCCUUCCUUUCUGGGCUGUAUGAGUCUGAGAAGGGACUCCAGGGGCAGGCAUUUGGCUGUCCGUUAAUUUAUUUAUUUAGAAUAAAUUCACAGCUGCUAGUGGUUUCCCUGGAGGUGGCAGCAGCCGCAGUGGGCAGGCAGGCAGCAAGUGGAAUGGUCAGUGGAACCUAACUGGGACGUGGUCCUGGGGCCCCAGAGUCAGGGGUAUUGGCUGAGCCCCAUUCAGGGUCAGGGGGCCUCCCCUGCAGGGUAGGUGAGGGUCAGAUUUUUGCACCAGGGAGAUGUGGCAGGUCCCUUCCUCCCCGUCGUACCUCACACCCAGCUGGGAAGUCGAUGGGAUGCUGGGACCUAGUAUGAACAAAUGGGUAAGGAAAUUGGUACACCGAGGUGCCACUUCUCCCCAGCAGCCCAGCCUCCAGUCAAACCAUUCUAUUCCAGGUGCCCUUUGUUUUUUAAAGCAAGAAUUUUUAAAGCACUUGUCUUCCACCCUGGACAUUCUCCUGUUCUGUAAUUCCUUCCUUUCCCUGUCCCAAUACAACAUAUUCUUCUUUUCCCCAUGCCUUAAUCCCUUUUGUCACAGCUAGUUAAUCUUUCGUCAUCCCUAGUCGUUUCCUUCUUCCCAUACCUCCUCAUUCCAGUCAGAUACAUCAUAGCAACCCUAAUCACUUACAUAUCGCAGCAGCCCACACCGACGGGGUGUAGGGCAGGUGCAGUGGAAACAGUCGCUUCGGAGCCAGGAUUCACCCAGGGUAAAAUGCUUCCCCUCAUAGUGACAGGGAGCUGAGGAGGAAGGAGGAAAGUUAUCAGGGCUGCCAUGGCUGAUGAGAUGAGAAGGGCUUUGGCUUGAAGGGGCAGGAGAAAUAACACUACUCUGUAAUUGUUGGGGGUGGGGGGAGGGAGGAGUUGUAUCAAGGCCACAGGGGGAUUUGUAAAUCCACAUCUACCCUGGGCUAGAAGAGGGGUGGGGAAAAAGGGAAAGGGGGCAUCCGUCCGUAAAUAAGAGGGAAGUAUACUUGUGGUAAGGAUGGGGCACAGAUCUCCCCUAAAUCCCCCCCCUCACCCCUGUUUUCCUCUUCCCCUCCUCUUCCCUCUCCCAUCCUCUUUACCUUGAGCUUGGAAGUAGCACUUGCUGUGAGCUCCUUGCAGUUGCAAGAGUAGUGAAAUCACCAAACAAAUGGUUCCCCAGCUUCUUGGGGUCCCCCUAGUCCUCCCAGCCCACUGCCUCAGUGCCAUUUCUGCAGGGCUAGCUUUCACAGACGCUGCUUUACUCUCAGAACCUCUGUCUUGUCUCCUCUCCUUCUCUGUCUCCCCUUUUAGUCUGUCUCCCCAGGGCUCUUGUCUCUCACCAUUCUAUGCCCUCUGCUCUUGCAGGCAUGGGGAUGUUUAUAAAGUGAGGACCCUGGCCCCCUGCUGAGGAGAGCUGAAAAGCUGUAACUCGGUGUUUCCUGGGGUGAGGGCAUGAAAACAAGAGGUCCAGCUUUAACAGCUGUGAGAGCUGAUUCAUGUCCCAGCACAGCUUGGAGGGGUGGGGGUUGGUGGACAUGGAAGGGGCACUGGAUGGGCACUUCCCCAGUGGAGAAGUGGGAGGGGUGGUGGACUGCUAGGUGGUCCCCAGAUCUCUUCCCUGACCUAGGGAGGAGGGAGCAUUUUUUCCUCUUUUCUCUUCCCUCCUUCCCCCAUAGUGGGAGGGUGUAGGGUAUUGGGAUUCCUGCCUGGACCGGAGGGAGGCAUAAUCCUGGGGACGGUUAGUUCUGUGUCCCAGCCAAACCAAGGAGCUGCAGUGGGGCACGACGGCCAGAGGCUCCAGGAAAGGGAACUAACAUUGCUGUUGCCACCUGGAGGGAAGAGAGGUCCCCCCACAUCCCGAGAGUGCUCUGAGACUGCCCCAGAGAUGGGGCUGCCACCUCGGGUGGAGCUUUCAUCCUCUACAUAGCCCUCAUUCUCCCCCCCCCCCAUGAGGCUCUCCCUCCCCCACCUUAAAUCUGCUAUAGACGGAGUGACUUUCCCUUCACAGGUGGAAUCUUCACACACAGGUGAAGGCUCUCAAUUGUCCUGAGAUGGGUCAGAGGUUUUCCCUCUGAGGUAGGGGAUACCUAUAAUAUCCCAGAGAUGUGUUUCUCCCAUCCAGAUGUUCCAAAGAUGUCCCUCCCUAUCCACAUAAGGAAGCCGCCCUUCCAAGCUUCCUGGUAGAAAUUGUACUAAGCUAGUAUGGACAAAUGUGCUGAACGUGGACAGAACAGGCCCCUUCAUACCAACUAGGCUGGGCUAGAAAUGGAGAUCUUGGGAAGAAGGGAAGCAAAGCCGAAGAUGGCCUUUGUCCUGGUGUUCUGCAUGUGCCUUAUUAAGCCUCCCAGAAGCCUUGUGCUCAAGCUACAAGAGGUAGUCACCAACAAGACUUGCUAGAGCCUUGGUAUGUUAUGUAAUGGAUACUGCUUAUAAGUGAGAUCUCAGUUUUAGUGUUGUUACUACCUUCCUGUCUUUAGAACAGAAGGGGCUAUGGCACCUAGCCAUUCCUUUGGUUCCAGCUCUCUUCUGGUAGACUGCCCUCUUGUGCAUUAUGUUACUCAUUACUUCAUAUUGCUCCUAUCACAUGUUUCCUCCAUCCCAUGUCUCUGUGUCUGCCCCUCAUCUGUGUGCUAUCACAGGAUUCCUUAAGGUGGUAGUGGAUGGCAACUGUUGUUUAAGGGGAAGAGCACUGAAUUUGGAGGCAGAAGAUUUUGAUUUUGAAUGCUAGUGGUGUGACCCACGGACCUCCCCUGGACCUCGGUUGCCUCACAGAUGGUGGGAAGAGGGUGGAUGGUUCUGUAAAGUCUCCUAGUUGACAUGAUCCUGUACUACCACCAUUAAAUUUAUGUUCUGGAGCUGGCUGCUCUGGUCCUGUUUCCCUCUUGACUCUUCUAAGGAAAGGCUGGUGUAGCUGGAAUCUCUCCCUACUCUAUGUAAGCAACCCUUCUUCUUUCAGCCCCAACUUCAAGGCUGAGGGAGGUGCACUACUUGUCUCUAAAUUUUGAUUUGAAUGCUACUUGAUUCGAUUUUUUCUUGUUUCUCAACAGUCCUGGGUCAAGUGUCUGAUUCCUAAAUUGCUGUCCCCUAUACCAUUCUGUGAUGUCCAUUCUUUUCAAAUGCCACUGCAAAACUGGAGGACACCACUCAUUUCUGGUCUCAAAACAUGGUUAAAAAUGCCAUAACUCCCCACUUAAACGGUCUCUGUCUCACCCCUCCAACAGAUCAGAUCCUCUGGCUCUCCUUGUCCUAAGAUACCUUUCCCUAGUUACUGAGUACAGGUUUAGGAGUGAAUUUUAAGAAACCCACUCCUUGCACUUCUACUAAACUUCUGAUGUCCUGAAAGUCUUCCUUCACCUCUCUCUCCACAUUCCAAGUGUUCUCUAGGGAUGAGGGUGGGAUACAGUAGAUUCCUCACUUUUGCAUCUUGGUCCUUGCCAUUCCCUGGCUUAGUACUGAAGAAAGUAAAAAAAUUCACCCCCGAAUUGAGGAUGCUGAGUACCAACCUGCAAAGGACUGCUGGAGGCAGGUUACAUCGAAUCAGAGUGAAUCUAGCCUGUGGGCAUCAGCAACACCAUUGCCCACUACUUGGAACUGGUGGUCUUUGAGGACUGUGGA
Dromiciops gliroides (monito del monte) is the source of this 4869-nucleotide messenger RNA. It is a transcript of the gene RGP1, whose product is annotated as RGP1 homolog, RAB6A GEF complex partner 1. Gene Ontology annotation, biological process: retrograde transport, endosome to Golgi. Lineage: Eukaryota; Metazoa; Chordata; Mammalia; Microbiotheria; Microbiotheriidae. Gene Ontology annotation, cellular component: Golgi membrane; Ric1-Rgp1 guanyl-nucleotide exchange factor complex. The record is from RefSeq and is a predicted model, not a curated record.